CUUAUUGGGCUUGGCGGCCACUACAGAGAAAGAAGCACCAACAGCUUCAGUUUGGUCCAUAAAUCUAGUUCAUAUCGGAUACUGAUCACCGUGGCAGCAGCUGCAGGAUGCAUUAAAGGUCAAAGGUGAUCUUGAAAGGCAGCUAUGAGUCUGACGUCCUGGUUCCUAGUGAGCGGCGGUGGGACGCGUCAUCGUCUCCCCAGAGAGAUGAUCUUCGUGGGGAGAGACGACUGUGAACUCAUGCUGCAGUCCCGCAGUGUGGACAAACAACAUGCUGUUAUCAACUACGAGGCAGAUACAGAUGAACACAAGGUUAAGGACCUGGGCAGCUUAAAUGGGACCUUUGUCAAUGAUGUCAGAGUACAGGAGCAAAUGUACGUCACACUGAAGAUCGAUGACAAAUUGAGGUUCGGUUACGAUACAAACUUGUUCACUGUUGUUCGUGGAGAGCUGCAUAUACCUGAAGAGGCUCUUAAGCAUGAGAAGUUUAGCAGCCAGCUUCAGCUCAGCCAGAGAAGGCCUCUGGAGGGUGAGUCAUCAAAAUCAGAAGGGAAACCCUCUGAGGCAGCAGCACCAGUGUGCGAGGCAGCCUCUGCUAAACCCCCAGAGCCCAGCAGGAUGGAAGAAAAGAUGACAGAUGUAGCGGUUUUGCACAGGGGAACACCGCUUUAUGGACAGCCUGCCUGGUGGGGCGAUGGAGAUGCUGAUGAUCACUCUGGAAGGCCUGAAGAAAAGAAUUUGGAACACAAUCGUGAAAAAGCUCACACAGACACAAAGAAGAGUGCAGAAAUGCCAAAGUCUGCCGUGCAAAUAUCCUCUACUCAGGAGCCAAGUUACUUUGAAAUUCCAACCAAAGAUGCUCCCCCAGAAGGUAAAGCGAGUGGUGAGGCCAUAUCAAGAGAUCAAGAGGCUUGUACUUCAUCUACCACAGAGCCUGUACAUGGUCAUGCAUCCUACACAAUAGAAUUUGACCAUGGAGCAUCAGGCAAAGUGACAGUCAAAGACCGAGUGGCGAAGUUGGGUUUAGACACAAGACCAAGUACAAAAAGGGGAGUGGGAGAGGAACUGAGUCCACUUCAGACAGCCAUGGUGGCAGCAGAGGUCAAAGUCGCUGAUUGGCUUGCUCAGAAUGAGCUGCCUUUGACUGUCAAAGAAACGGUUGAAGAAGAUGGUGGGGAAAGUGUGAAGAGUGACGUACCUGUUCAACUGAGGAGUCGUAAAGACAGCAAACAUGAGGAUGGCACACAAAGUGACUCAGAGAACGCACUUGGAGAACAACGCAGGGCUGCUGCUCUGGAGGAGCACUCUUUGGGGCUUUGGGGUGGAGCAGGAAUGAAGAUCAGGGAAGGGAGAGCUAAUGUGCCUGAGGGGCUCUUUGCAGAGGAGGAAAGUCCGGCGCGCCGCCGUAGAUCUUCAAGUACAAAAGUGUCAAUUGGCUUUGUAGAAAGGCAACAUAAUGCUGCAUCACACCAACAAAACAGUCGUGAUGAGUGCUAUCAACAUGGAGACGAUUGUAGCGACAGAGGAACAUAUACAAUUGAGCUGGAAAAUGGAGAUCAUGAAGAAGAAGAGGCUCGAAAAAUGAUUGACAAGGUGUUUGGUGUAGAUGAACUAGAGGCUGUGCAAGUUUCCAGAGUUGGGAGUGCAGACCUAAAAGAGAACAUCCCCUCCCAGAGGUCUGGCACUAGAGAUAGAGGAAAACCUGGCUUCAUGGAAACUGAGGUACGGCCUGAGGACCUGGUCGUAGGUGGUCCUCGUUGGGUCUCACAGUGGGCUAUUCUUGCAGCCAGCCAUAUAAGGACAGACCCUGAGGGAUCUGGUGGCGAGAGUCACAGUUUUGUUACUGACAAAGCAGACGUAAGUGAAUCCAGCCAUUCCUUUGCUUCAUCUGGUCAAAAAGAACGUAAAAGAAGAACUCUGCCUCAGGUGCCUGGUGAAGAAGUUAUCCAAGGAAGAAGGACUCCAAGCUGUAGCAUGCACACAGAUAUGGGAGAGAAACAGGAUACAGAACUGCAAGAGAAGGAGAACCGGGAGUGGAGAAUAGCUGGGGGGGAACAUUUGCCUGUUCAUGGUAGCCCUAGUCGGUCUUCACCAGCCAAGUCGCAGGGCAGCAGUUAUGGGAGAAGAAGUGCGCUAGCAAAGCUACCACCUCGGCCAAAGACUAGUGGGGAGAGGAGAAAAGAGGAAGUGCAGGGGAGGAAAAAGGAAGAAGAGAAGAUCAUGGAGAAUAGUGGAAAACCAUUUUUGAGGCAGGAGAGUUUUACUGUGGAGAAACCGAGCUCCAAUGUGCCCAUUGAGCUGAUACCCCGCAUUGAUGGACUCACAGGUAGCAAACCCCCGAGUAUAGAGGCUGGCAUCGACAAUGACACACUACAGAAAGACUCUGAGGCAGUGGCAGCUUUCUUAGAGACCACUGUAUCAGACCAAGGUGAUCCACCAAGUCAGUCCAUUGAAGGUUCCAUGUCACCAGAGUCGGAUGUGGACACAACUAGUACAGUAAGCCAGGCUGAUGGAGCAAGGAGAAUGGUUCAAAAACGGCGCAUUCUUGUCGGACAGCAAAAAGAGAAACCCGUUGUGUGCUCAAACAACAAAGGCCCAGCUGCUGGUCGAGAGACACAGGACAAGAGGGUUAAGAGCAAAACACAAGGUCUGCAGCAGCCUUGGACUUCUCUGGAACUCACAGAUGAUGAUGUCAAUUCUAACUCACUCCUCUCUGAUAGCCAGCCUACAACACAGGAAACCAGAGGUUCACGGGCCAGAUCCCAGACAGGAAGCACUACAGUGGGGGCGAGUACCAAGUCCAGUAGGGCUAAGAUCAACCAGGCCCCUGCUUCCCUUCCAGCCAGUAAAAUCACAAAUGUCCCAAAGCCAAGGCCCACAAGGGCAUCCAUACUGCGGAGAGCCCGACUGGGUGACUCAACUGACACUGACCCUGCAGAUUUGGACAGGAUGUCUGUGGCCUCUGAGGCCUCAACUGCUAGCUCCACAUCCAGGACAGGACUGGCAAAAAGUGGAAUGUCUAGGAUAGAGGCUUUGGCACAGCCAAGGAGACCAAGAGUUGGUUCUCCUUCUGCCCAGAGUGACUCUGAAGCCACUGUGACCAGGAGUAGAGGAUUGGGAGCUCGAAGUACUGCAGGUGAUUAUGCUAUUAGACACGGACUAAAAGGGUCCAAUGUGUCUUCUGUAUGUGGACCCAGAGCCAGGGCGAACAGUGCCUCCAAGCUCCCUGACAAAGGUAAAGCCACCUCUUCAUACGGACCGGCCGCACCAGCAGCCGGCACUCGGUUGCGCCGUGUGCCCGUAGACUAUGCCUCCACCUCAGAAGAUGAGUACGGUUCCAACCGCCAUAUGUCCAAACAAGGCCACACACGGCCACUUCCAUCCACACGGGUGGCCCAGCUAGGAGGCUCAGGGCCAACAGCUCCUAAUUUUGUAGGCCUGAAGCCAGUGUCUACGGAUCAGGAUGAAUAUAUGAGAGACUGGACAGCACACAGUGAGGAGAUAGCCAGGAUUAGCCAGGACCUUGCCAAAGACCUAGCAAUGCUUGCAAGAGAGAUUCAUGAUGUAGCUGGAGAGAUUGACUCAGUGAGCCCUGCAGCCACUGACCCUGGAGUCGUGUUGGAGGAAUGUGAUGACAGUUUGGACCGAGGGGGUCCCACCACAGAUCGGACCACUGCUCUGGAAGCAACUGGGAAGUCAGUGGAAAUGAGACCAAGGUCCUCCAUUUCACAAAGAUCUCGCACCAUUCGUCGACAAACAUGGAACCAAGAUGAAGCAUUGCUAGAUAGUUUACUACUACCAUCUGUGAAUCAACUUUCAAAUAGAAUACGGCUAUCUGUCGACAAAACAGCCAGCAAAAUCAGGAUCCUUUUCAAGGAUAAAGACCGGAAAUGGGAGGAGAUUGAGAGCAAACUUCAGGCAGAGCAUGACUCCUUGCUUUUGAGGAGCUCCAACAAGGAGAUUUCCAUUAUCAUUCAAGACCUAAAAAGAGUGGAAAGACAACUGCUAGCCAUUGAUAUGAUGGUGGACCCAGACGGCAAGUUGGAUGCCCUGACCAGCCUGGGCCUCACCAGCCCUUUGGCUGACCACAAGGGUCCUGCGCCUCACCAGGCAGAAUCACUUCUUCCUUCCGGAAGAGAGGCUUCUUCCACUGCAUUGUUGGACUUGCGGCAUGAAGUUGCAAGUUUUAAAUCACACGCACUGCCAGAGAGUUUACAGGUAGCAGAGCAAGUUACAGGGUCCCAACACACCAGUGGAUAAUGGAAACCCUUAAAGCAUCUUCUAAAAUGUGUCCAUUAUAUUGGACUUAUCCUUAAGUCCCGAGAAGCAAACAUAAUUUUGACAUAAUCUUUCAGUAUAGUUAUAGGUUUUGGAUAUGGAGAAGUGACCUGACCCAUCUUUAAGUUUACUAUGGUUUACUUAAUUAUUCUGUUGUCAAUGCAAAGCAAUUUCCUUGUACAGACAUUUUUUUGCACAAUUAUAUUAUCCAAGGUCAUGUAUCUGAUUUAUAAAAUUGUGUCUGCUGACUUGUCAUUGUCAAUGCAAAUAAACAGUGUAACUUAAUAUGGAAGGUGUGUGCAGGUGUCCGGAAAGAACCUACAAUGGCUGGAUUUUUCAUGUGAAGUUUUUUUUUUUGUUUUGCUUGUGAAAAGAAUUUAGAUGUACAGUAAUUCCCCUGUAACUCUCUUACAGUCAAAUCCCAAACUACUACAUGCGUUUUCCAUGUGAAAAUAUCAUGUGCAACGUGCAGAAUAAAAAGGUCAAAUGUAGCUGUGAGGAAGAUUUUGAGAGUAUUUUGUUACAAGUGCCGUAGAUUGAGCAAUCAUUAUCGUAAAAGAGCAGAAAUAAUGAUAAAUGAGAUAGCAAGGUGGUCAUAAAAAAAGUUUAUUUGCACAUUUUGAAACUAGUGUAUGGUUGAUUUGUAAAAGAUCAGGAAAUGUCCCUUACAAUGCUCCAUUCAUGGUGGCGUUUAAGCCAAAAAGUAUACAGGGUUGCAAUCAUUCAGAAAAAAGCAUUUUGUCAAAUUAUUUCCCACUCAAGUGUUGUGUUUGAACCAGCAUAGACAGGGUCUACCUCCAAGUCCUGCAGUGGCAUGCUGCACUGAUGCAAAGGAGGGAUGGACAGCGUACCAUCAUAUUACCGUUUACACAUGAAUGUAACGAUGAAAUUUUACCAAACAAAUAUUACUAACUGCAUUUUGUGAUCAGUACUUAGUGUACUUUGUUUGUUGAUGAUUUUGGAGAAGUUUUCUUUGGGUGGUUUGUAAAAAAAAAUAUUUUGAAUGAUUUUAGUAUAAUUGUUGACCUCGCAAUACCUAUGUAUUGUUUGCCUUUUUUUCCAA
Phycodurus eques (leafy seadragon) is the source of this 5341-nucleotide messenger RNA. RefSeq names its product centrosomal protein 170Ab (gene cep170ab). Bases 145 to 4260 code for a protein of 1371 amino acids. Lineage: Eukaryota; Metazoa; Chordata; Actinopteri; Syngnathiformes; Syngnathidae. Gene Ontology annotation, cellular component: centriole. Gene Ontology annotation, molecular function: protein binding. The transcript is spliced from 19 exons. The record is from RefSeq and is a predicted model, not a curated record.